ACCAGAGCAUAGGGGUUUUAGAAACUCUCUGUAUAUCUCCAUCUACAAUCUCACAGUAUUAAACUCUUAGAUUCAGCAAGAUCUCUAGUCAGAAUCUGAGGAUAGGCUUUUCAAGUUGCAUGGAAGAGCAUAAUCGAAACUAGAGGUAGCAUUUGCUUAUGUAUUCAAAACGUCCUGGUCAAGGAGAUGGGCCUGUUUCUAGGCCAGUACGAACAAGUGACAGGCUUAGGAGAAGGCCAAAACCUUAUGGCCGGGCAUAUCUGUAUUACACUCCAACCAUUCUUCGCACCAGGACAGGUAAACCUAAGACGAGGACAAAUGCUUCUCGAAUUGCCAAGAUUCUACGCCCAUCCAAUCGUCCAAAACGGAGUCCAAAUAAUAAUUUAGGUGGUAGCAAUCUACGACGCUCAACUAGAAAGAGGAGGAUUCCUGUAAAUCUGGAAGGUUACACCGAUAGUUCUGGAUCAGAAGAUGCAGACUUGAUGAAACCUACUUUUCGAACCUCGAGGAACCGAAUUGGUAAUAGUGCAACUCAAGAUGAUUUAUUAUCUCCAAACCAUAAAAAGAUUAUGGCGAAUAAAUCAGAACCUAGACGUGAAGGACUACGGCCGCGUAGGUCAAAGUCAUUUCCAAGGGAAAAGCUAAACUUAGAUUCUGCUGAUGAGCAAGAUACUUUUGACGAUAAAGUUAUCCAAGUUGAGACUGAUAAUGGGCACGAAAUUGAGGAUGUUGAUGGAGACGAUGGUCAGAAUGAUGGUGAAGCCGAGGAUGAGGGUGAUGGAGAGGGUGAGGAUGAAGGGGAGGAAGAUGGUGAUGAUGAAGAAGGCGAAGAGGAGGAGGAGGAGGAGGAGGAGGAGGAGGAGGAGGAACAAGAAGGAAGGAGAAGAUAUGAUCUCCGAAAUCGUGCUGAAGUUCGUAGGCUUUCCGUGGAAGAAGGUAAGCAAAGGCCCCGCUCUCCACGGAGAGUAUUGCAUCAAGGAAUAGGGACUAGAGUUAAUAGGGAUGUAAGAAGGGGCGGAUCACGAGUUCACAAGCGCCAUCGUAUAACAAGAGCUGAAGAAUCUGAUGAUUCCCUUCUUGUGGAUGAGCUAGACCAAGGUCCUGCUAUUCCUUGGGCUCGAGGAGGGAGCAAAUCUGGUCCACCCUGGCUCUUUGGGGGAUUAGACAUGCACGGUUCAACAUCAUGGGGAUUCAAUGUUGCAGCGUCUGGUUGGGGUCAUCAGGGUGAUAAUAUUGCUGCAAUAAAUUCAGGGAUUCAAACUGCUGGCCCAAGCUCAAAGGGUGGGGCAGAUAUUCAACCGUUGCAAGUUGAUGAAAGUGUAAGUUUUGACGACAUAGGUGGACUAUCACAAUAUAUUGAUGCUCUGAAGGAAAUGGUUUUCUUUCCCUUAUUAUAUCCAGACUUUUUUGCUAGCUAUCACAUCACACCACCAAGGGGGGUUCUAUUAUGUGGUCCUCCCGGCACCGGGAAAACAUUGAUUGCUAGAGCAUUAGCUUGUGCUGCUUCAAAAGCUGGGCAAAAAGUUAGUUUUUAUAUGCGCAAGGGAGCUGAUGUGCUAAGCAAGUGGGUAGGUGAGGCCGAGAGACAAUUGAAAAUGCUUUUUGAGGAAGCACAAAAGAACCAACCAUCCAUUAUUUUCUUUGAUGAAAUAGACGGCCUUGCUCCUGUGAGGUCUAGUAAACAAGAGCAGAUCCAUAAUUCUAUUGUUUCUACUUUGCUUGCACUAAUGGAUGGUCUAGACUCACGUGGACAAGUUGUUUUAAUUGGAGCAACUAACAGAGUUGAUGCCAUUGAUGGAGCCUUGCGUCGCCCUGGUAGGUUUGAUCGUGAAUUUAAUUUCCCUUUGCCUGGGUGUGAAGCACGUGCUGAAAUACUUGACAUACACACUCGGAAGUGGAAGCAUCCUCCUUCAAAGGAACUGAAGUCAGAACUUGCAGCUAGUUGUGUUGGAUAUUGUGGUGCCGAUUUAAAGGCUCUAUGCACUGAAGCUGCCAUCAGAGCUUUCCGUGAAAAAUAUCCUCAAGUGUACACUAGUGAUGAUAAGUUUGUGAUUGAUGUUGAUUCGGUCAAGGUUGCAAAGUAUCAUUUUGUGGAAGCCAUGUCUACAAUUACACCUGCUGCUCAUAGGGGUGCUGUUGUGCACUCUAGGCCGCUAUCUUUAGUAGUUGCACCAUGUCUACAAAGACAUUUGCAGAAGGCCAUGAAUUUUAUUUUCGACAUAUUUCCCCCCCUUGCAUUGUCAUCGGAGUUGACCAAGCUUUCCAUGCUUUCAUAUGGAUCUGCGAUUCCUAUUGUGUAUAGGCCACGACUUCUGCUGCUUGGUGGUGAAGGUUCUGGCCUGGAUCAUGUUGGGCCUGCAAUUUUACAUGAACUGGAGAAAUUCCCUGUUCACUCUCUUGGACUUCCAUCUCUUCUUUCAGAUCCCAGUGCAAAAACACCAGAGGAAGCCUUGGUGCAUAUAUUUGGUGAAGCAAGGAGAACAACACCUUCAAUCCUUUAUAUUCCUCACUUUAAUCUUUGGUGGGAAAAUGCACAUGAUCAGCUCAGGGCUGUUCUAUUAACACUAUUAGAAGAAUUGCCAUCUGACUUGCCAAUUUUGAUGCUUGGAACUGCGUCAGUACUUUCUACUGAAAGCAUAGAGCUGCAGCAAACAAUAUUUCCUCAGCGUUCCAUCUUUGAAGUGGGCAAACCAUCAACUGAAGACAGAUCUUUGCAUUUUGAAUGUUUAAUUGAAGCUGCUUUAUCAGUCUUGUCGGAGAGUGUGACAAAGAAAUCCCAAGAAUCACAAUCCCUUCCCGAACUUCCUAAGGCACCAAAAGUCGCAAGUGGCCCUACGGUUUCAGAAUUAAGAGCUAAGGUAGAAGCAGAGCAGCAUGCCCUUCGUCGAAUGCGGAUGUGCCUCAGAGAUGUUUGCAACCGGAUAUUUUAUGAUAAACGAUUCAAUGCCUUCCAUUACCCUGUCACAGAUGAGGAUGCUCCAAAUUAUCGCUCAAUAAUACAACAUCCUAUGGACAUGGCUACUCUGCUACAACAUGUUGACUCUGGCCAUUACAUUACAUGUUCAGCAUUUUUGCAAGACUUUGAUCUCAUUGUCGCCAAUGCGAAGGUGUAUAAUGGAGAUGAUUACAACGGUGCCAGGAUUGUUAGCAGAGCAUAUGAACUUCGGGAUUCAGUACACGGAAUGCUGUCACAGAUGGACCCUGCCCUUGUCGCUUACUGUGACAAGAUUGCGGCCCAAGGUGGUCCAGUUCAUGUGCCGGAUGAUUUAGGGGGGUCUAUCUUUCCAUCAACUCCUGUUGUCCAGCUGGGAACUGUUACUAGAGCAAGUGCCCGAUUGCGUAAUGUCCAGCCAGAGGUUAAUCUGGAUCAAAGCUAUGAGGCUUUGAAGAGGCAAAAGAAAACCAUUGAUGUUUCACAUGCAGCUUCAAUAGCAGAAGACAAAGCACAGCAGACAGAUCCAGCACAAGCAAAGCCAUCAGAAGAGGCGGAGGCAGAUGAAAUGCAUACAGAAAAGCCAGAAUCUUCAUCUGGGGACGGCGAUCAGCAGGGAGUUUCUAGAGAAGCAUCUGCUAGUGGCGAAGAGAGCGGAUCCCCAGAUGCUACUAUGAUGGAUGCAGAAAUGUCGAGCCACGUGGAGUACAUCAAACGGCUAUUAGUGGAGCGUACAGAAAAUUAUGGCAUUCCGCAGCUUGAAAGGCUGUAUACUCGUAUAAUGAAGUGCAUUUUUGAAACCAAGGACAGAGAUAAAGACGACCCUAAGUUUUCAAUUUUGAAGGUUUUGGUGAAAUUUGCGGAGGAUGAAGCAAAUUUCUGAAAACUCCCCUCAACAUAAAAAUUUAAAACCCACCAAAAAAAAAAGGAAAAUAGGAAUCUUGCAGUUGUAAAGUCGGAUUUUUUUUUCAAUGGAAAUUUUUUGAGUGGAAGGUAGGUAGUUAUCCGUUUCCUUCCAAAUGAAAUCGCCCAAUCAUUCAUUCAUUCCAAGUCCCAUUCCAUCAGGUCUAGAAGGUUGCCUGCUAUGGUUAUUUUAUUAUUAUAAAGUAAAUAUAAUUUAUUCAUUUA
Mercurialis annua (annual mercury) is the source of this 4060-nucleotide messenger RNA. RefSeq names its product ATPase family AAA domain-containing protein At1g05910. Bases 159 to 3815 code for a protein of 1218 amino acids. The record is from RefSeq and is a predicted model, not a curated record. The transcript has 11 exons. Gene Ontology annotation, biological process: positive regulation of transcription by RNA polymerase II. Gene Ontology annotation, cellular component: nucleus. Gene Ontology annotation, molecular function: chromatin binding; histone binding; ATP binding. NCBI's taxonomy places the organism in Eukaryota, Viridiplantae, Streptophyta, Magnoliopsida, Malpighiales, Euphorbiaceae.